Medioppia subpectinata is the source of this 752-nucleotide messenger RNA. The record is from the annotation of a GenBank genome assembly. Lineage: Eukaryota; Metazoa; Arthropoda; Arachnida; Sarcoptiformes; Oppiidae.
CCGUUUUGAGUCCAAAACACAUUAAGGAAGCGCUGGAAGUGCUUGAAUAUGAUUAUAAUGACACCAAAUCGAUGGACAUAACCGGCGGUGACAGAGAAGGAGAUAAUAAAUGGAAGAGUGGAAUCGCUUUACUUAAAGGCCAGAUAUACGAGGCGUUAGACAAUCGGAUGAUUGCCAUCACUUGUUUCAAAGACGCCCUCAAAUACGAUGUCUUUUGUUACGAAGCCUUCUAUUCAUUAACUCAACACCAAAUGCUUACAAGAAAUGAAGAGGAGGCGAUCAUCGGUUCCCUAGAGUUUGAGAAUCAAUGCACUAAAGAUGAGACCAAAUUUGUCAGAUUUCUAUACGAAUCGCAACUCAAAAAGUAUGACAAACCCGGAGACAUAACGGUUCCCAUUGAGUUCUCAAACAUCCUCUACGAAAACGUUGAUUUCAUGACAACAUUAGCCGAAAGACAUUACUAUAACUGUGAAUACCAACAGUGUUUUAGGAUUACUUCUCAAGUUUUAACCCGAGAUCUCUAUCACACUCAAUGUCUUCCCAUUCACUUGUCAUGUCUGAUGGAACUCAAGAAAACGAAUGCGCUUUUCGAUUUGGCGCAUAAACUCGUCGAUCUCUAUCCCGAAAGUUCGUUGUCGUGGUUCGCCGUCGGCUGUUAUUACCUAUUGAUCAACAAAACAGACGCCGCGCGACGAUUCCUAAGCAAAGCGACCACUUUGGACAACGUGUUGGCUCCGGCGUGGCUUCUGUAC